GUCAUGCUCUGCGCGUUUGCGCGAGGAGUGGUCCGGCGGAGUGUUCCUUCCUGUUCCAGCAGAGAUAUAGGAUGGCGUCGUUGAAUCUUAACCCAAACCCGUUAUUAAAACCUUCAUCUUUCCCCGUCGGUCGGAAGAAGAACCCUUUAUUCAAAUCUUCAUCUUUUCCCAUCGGUUGGAAGAAGAAUAAGAGUAAGCUAAAUUUGCAUAAAACUUUCUCUAUUACUUAUGAAAAUUGCUUGCAUACGAGUUCGUUUCAAUCGAAGGCGAGGAGCAAGUUUAUUAUUGGGCAGUUUCCACUCUCAAAUAUUAGAAACAUGAAUUACGUGGUAGUUUCAAUCGACAAAGAGAAUUUGGAGCCCAAAAUAUUAAAUAGGAUGAAUAAGAUCGAUACUCAUCGUAACUUUCUUCCAUAUGCUGCUUCCAAUGGUUUGAUUUUACUUUUGUGUGAUAACAUUUGUGGUGAACAUCUCGACAUUCCCCAAGAGGCUCUUUGGAAUCCCACAACCAACGAACUCAAAAUCCUUCCUCCAUCUCCCGCAACCUUGGAUCCGAGGUAUGUGAAGAUAAUCCGCAAUCAUUUUGGUUUCGCGUAUGAUUCCACAUCUAACGACUACAAGGUGAUAAGAUUUCUGGGAAGAUAUGAUGAUUUGAGUUACUCCCUUGGCGCGGCCGAAUUAUAUUCUCUCAAGACUAACUCAUGGAAAGGAGUCGACUUUCAUCCUAGUACCUUCCAUCCGUGCGGUAAUCGAUUCAUGAAAAUUAACGCAAAUGGCACUUAUUACUGGCUAAAUAACGUAGACCACAAUUUUAUCCAGUCUUUUACCUUUGCUACCGAGAAGUUUGAUUCAUAUCGCGUUCCUAUGCCCCCGAGCAACAUGUUCAAUGGAUAUAAAUUUUGUCAGAAGAGGCUCGUUGAAUAUCGGGGCUCGCUCGGUUUUUUGGCUUCGACUUCUAUGUACGUAGACAAGGUGAAUUAUUGUGCUUUCGAACUUUGGGUGUGGGACGCCGCCAGUUUGUCGUGGUGCCUAGAGUCCGAGUUUCUCGUCAAUAAGAUGCGUAGUUUUAUGGGCCUCUUUGAGAAUGAUAAGUUGUUUUAUCUACAGUCGGGGGGUGAUCUAAUGGUUCAAGAUUGUGCAACGAAUAAAGCGAUGAACUUAUCGAAUGCCAUUACUCAUGAGGUGGGCAGGCUAUACCCUUUUGUUGAGAACUAUGUUUCGUUGAGCUUGUAUGGAAAAUGAUUCGAGAUGGUUGGGAGAGGUAUUUGAUUAUAAUAUGGCUUAUAUGAUAUGAUGUACUUUAUCUUUCUUUUUAGGAAGUGCAAUAUUUAGGAAUUUGGUAUGCAAAGAACUUGUUG
Molecule: messenger RNA, 1357 nt
Organism: Striga asiatica
Lineage: Eukaryota; Viridiplantae; Streptophyta; Magnoliopsida; Lamiales; Orobanchaceae
Source: the annotation of a GenBank genome assembly